Molecule: messenger RNA, 945 nt
Organism: Mus pahari (shrew mouse)
Lineage: Eukaryota; Metazoa; Chordata; Mammalia; Rodentia; Muridae
Product: olfactory receptor 484-like
Exons: 1
Coding region: 1-945 (314 amino acids)
Biological process (GO): sensory perception of smell; G protein-coupled receptor signaling pathway
Cellular component (GO): membrane
Molecular function (GO): G protein-coupled receptor activity; odorant binding; olfactory receptor activity
Source: RefSeq, a predicted model, not a curated record
AUGGCUUGCCUAGAGGAUGGGAACCAGACUGCAGUGACAGAGUUCAUUUUAUUGGGAUUAACAGAUGACCCUGUCCUUAGAGUCAUCCUCUUCACCAUCAUCCUGUGCAUCUACCUGGUGACUGUGUCUGGGAACCUCAGCACCAUCCUUCUCAUCAGAGUCUCUUCCCAGCUCCAUCAUCCCAUGUACUUUUUUCUCAGCCACUUGGCUUCUGUUGACAUAGGAAUUUCAUCUUCUGUCACACCCAAUAUGCUUGCAAACUUCCUGUUAACACAAAAUACCAUCUCCUACCUUGGAUGUGGCAUCCAGCUCAGCUUUGUUUAUUUCUUUGGGACAGCUGAAUGUUUCCUUCUGGCUGCAAUGGCUUAUGAUCGCUUCAUGGCAAUCUGCAAUCCGUUCUUUUAUUCAACGAAAAUGUCUGCACAAGUCUGUAUCCAGUUGGUUGUGGGAUCUUAUAUAGCAGGUCUUCUUAAUGCUUCCUUUGUUACAUUUUUCUUUUUUACCUUUAUCUUCUGUGGACCAAAUAUAAUCAAUCACUUUUUCUGUGAUUAUGCUCCUUUGAUUGAGCUCUCCUGUUCUGAUGUAAGUGUCUCUGUACUUGUUACCUCAUUUUCUGCUGGAACAGUUACUAUGCUAACAGUGUUUGUUAUAGCCAUCUCCUACACCUAUAUCCUCAUCACCAUCCUGAAGAUGCGCUCCACUGAGGGUCGACACAAAGCCUUCUCCACCUGCACUUCCCACCUCACUGUAGUCUCCCUGUUCUAUGGAACUGUCAUAUUCAUUUAUGUGAUGCCCAAGUCCAGCUUCUCCACAGACCAGAACAAGGUAUUGUCUGUGUUCUAUAUGGUGGUAAUUCCCAUGUUGAACCCCCUCAUCUACAGUCUCAGGAAUAAUGAAAUUAAGGGUGCUCUGAGAAGACAGCUUGAGAGAAAAACAUUUUCUUAA